Anolis sagrei ordinatus is the source of this 1067-nucleotide messenger RNA. RefSeq names its product chromosome 1 C11orf58 homolog (gene C1H11orf58). NCBI's taxonomy places the organism in Eukaryota, Metazoa, Chordata, Lepidosauria, Squamata, Anolidae. The record is from RefSeq and is a predicted model, not a curated record.
AGUGAGGCGCCUAGGCCGGAGUGGAAGAGCAAGCAGGAACCGCAGCAAGGGAAGGAGUAGCAGCAGGGCCGGGAAGCGUGGGGUCCGCGGACGCGGCCUUCGGAGCGAGAUGAGCGCCGCCAAGGAGUCCAAGGCCGAGCGUGGCGUCAAGCGAGGGGCCUCCCCUGAGCCUGGAUCAACCAGCUGGGAGGCAGCUGACUUAGGUAAUGAAGAGAGAAAGCAAAAAUUCUUAAGACUUAUGGGUGCUGGAAAGAAAGAGCAUACUGGGCGCCUUGUUAUUGGAGACCACAAAUCAACUUCUCAUUUUAGAACAGGGGAAGAAGACAAGAAAAUGAAUGAUGAACUUGAGACUCAGUUUCAGCAAAGCAUGGACAGCACCAUGUCAGGAAGGAACCGACGGCAUUGUGGACUUGGUUUCAGUGAGUUGGAUGACGAUAAAGAAGAACAAGAGGAUACGAGAGACUCCCUGGAGCCAGAAAGCUCAGAGGAUUCAGAAAGCGACUCUGACUCUGAGCAAGAAGAAGAAGAAACUGCAGAGCUUCCGCCGCCUCCGCCUCCUCCACCACCUCCCGAAAAGCACAGAAAUGCAGAAGACGAUUCUCAGGCCAAGAAAGAUGUGAAAAGCAACUAUAAAAUGAUGUUUGUGAAAUCCAGUGGGACAUAACUACUAAUCAAAUUAGCCUUUGAGCAAAGUAAGCCUUAUGGUUACAGUGCAAAGUAUUGGACUGCUUACAGCACAGACCUUUCUAUUAUGGUUUUAAUAAGGCCCUUUUAGAGAAAGAGUAGCGUUUGCAUUCCCAAUGCCAUGCAACUAUUUUUAUCAGCAUGACUGUAUCCAUUUGUUUUGUAAAAUAUAAAAAUAAAGUUGGGUGGGAGGUGAACUUAGUUCUCAACCUACUUUGACAUUAUUCUUCUGUCUUCCUAUUCCAUGAUCGCUAUUGAACCUUUUUAAGCUUGUUAAAAUGAUUUCUUCAAAUGAUCCUUGAUGUCCUUAUGUGGUUUAUUUUUUAAAACCAGCAUCCUGUUCAGAUUUUGAAUGAUGUACUUAUUAAAGAGUGAGAAUUGGA